UGUCUUCCAGCAGCGGUCACAUGACCCAUUUUUAUUCUGCUCCUUCCAGGUAUAUUUUGUCUACGACGAGGAGGUAGAAGAAGAAGAGAAAGAGGAACCUCCUCCCCUAGAACCAGUUAAACCAGUCAACGACAAACCACACAAGUUCAAGGACCACUAUUGCAAGAAACCAAAGUUUUGCGAUGUCUGUGCACGCAUGAUCGUUUUGAACAAUAAGUUUGCACUGCGAUGUAAGGAUUGCAAAACCAGCAUCCACCACCAGUGUCAGUCCUACGUGGAGUUCCAGAGGUGUUUUGGCAAAAUUCCUCCAGGAUUCAGAAGAGCGUACAGUUCUCCUCUGUACAGCAGUCAGCAGAAUGCAACAGUAUCUCAGCUGCUGCCUUUUUCACAGUCAAACCGCACUGACCCUGUGUUUGAGACGCUGCGGAUCGGUGUGAUCAUGGCCAACAAGGAGCGUAAAAAAGGGUCGGAGGACAAGAAGAACAUGAUGAUGAUGAUGAUGGAGGAAGAUGAGUCCCAGCCCAAACAGGAGGAAGAAGGAGGUGAAGGAGCAAACACAGAAGGAGACAAAAGAGGAGACAAAGCUCCUGCUGAUGACAAGAAUAAAAAGCUUCAGCCAGGGAAGAUUGGUGUGUUCAGUCAGUCUCACUACUAUCUGGCUCUCUAUCGCUUCAAGGCCAUAGAGAAAGACGACCUGGACGUGCAUGCUGGCGACCGCAUCACAGUGAUAGAUGACUCCAAUGAGGAGUGGUGGAGGGGGAAGAUCGGCGAGAGAACAGGCUUCAUACCUGCCAACUACAUCAUCCGAGUGCGAGCAGGAGAGAGGGUCUACAAGGUGACACGCUCCUUUGUCGGCAACAGAGAGAUGGGCCAAAUCACUCUGAAGAAAGACCAGAUUGUGGUAAAGAAGGGUGAGGAGGUGAACGGCUACCUGAAGGUCAGUACAGGACGUAAGCUUGGCUUCUUCCCUGCCAACCUGCUGCAGGAGAUAUGAAGAGAGCCAGCAGCUGUCUCAACCCUCCAGCUCUCAUGGCGGUUUCAUCACCUGCUGUCGCUGGAUAGCUUGUUCUCGGUCCAAAGCAGCAGCACUGAAACACUUUCUACUUGAAUUUGUAUUUCAACGCAUUUUCCUGUGUUCCUUCUCAAACUUCACACAUGACCAUCCAAAGCCUGCAUGCAGAAUAUAUUGUGACAAGUGUACCUACUUACUAUGCGGAGACAGAUAAAUAGUUUGCAGCUGUUGGUUGAGUCUGAGGAUUAUGGCUGUUAUCAAAAGGAUUGAAGAGCAGCAACUUUUUUUUAUUUAUUUUGGCUUUAUUUUAUUUUCUGGCUUAGACAAAAAAAAGUGGUUGUCUGGUAACAGGUGAAGCAUUAUUACUCAUUUGAAAUAUGCUUUUCAUUUCAUUUUACAUUGAAGCAACAUGUUGUUUGUUAUGUUUUG
Seriola aureovittata is the source of this 1441-nucleotide messenger RNA. RefSeq names its product SH3 and cysteine-rich domain-containing protein 3-like. The transcript is spliced from 10 exons. The coding region runs from base 197 to 994 and encodes 265 amino acids. The record is from RefSeq and is a predicted model, not a curated record. Gene Ontology annotation, biological process: positive regulation of voltage-gated calcium channel activity; positive regulation of protein localization to plasma membrane; skeletal muscle contraction. Lineage: Eukaryota; Metazoa; Chordata; Actinopteri; Carangiformes; Carangidae. Gene Ontology annotation, cellular component: extrinsic component of cytoplasmic side of plasma membrane. Gene Ontology annotation, molecular function: protein binding.